Messenger RNA from Malassezia sympodialis ATCC 42132, 1659 nucleotides. It is a transcript of the gene PGM2, whose product is annotated as phosphoglucomutase PGM2. The record is from RefSeq and is a predicted model, not a curated record. Gene Ontology annotation, molecular function: phosphoglucomutase activity; magnesium ion binding. Gene Ontology annotation, cellular component: cytosol. Lineage: Eukaryota; Fungi; Basidiomycota; Malasseziomycetes; Malasseziales; Malasseziaceae. Gene Ontology annotation, biological process: carbohydrate metabolic process.
AUGUCUGUCGAGACGAUUGCGACCAAGCCUUUUGAAGGCCAAAAGCCCGGUACUUCGGGCCUGCGCAAGCGUGUGAAAGUGUUUGAACAAGAACAUUACACGGAGAACUUUGUGCAGUGCAUUCUGUCGGCGAUUCCCGGUGGUGCCAAGGGUGCUACGUUGGUGGUCGGUGGUGACGGUCGCUACUUUUCGCAGCCAGCUGUUCAGAAGAUUAUCCGCCUGGCCGCUGGAAAUGGCGUGUCAAAGUUGCUCAUCGGCCAGCAGGGUAUCCUCUCUACGCCUGCGGCAUCGCAUGUCAUCCGUCUGAACAAGGCUACUGGUGGCAUCCUUCUAACCGCGAGUCACAACCCCGGUGGUCCGAACGCGGACUUUGGUAUUAAGUACAACAUGGAGAAUGGUGGACCUGCUCCGGAGGCCGUGACGAACAAGAUCUAUGAGCUCUCGGCGCAGAUUGACCACUACCUGAUUCAGCAGGGCGAGGACGUGGACCUGAGCCGGCUGGGCACCACGCAGUUCGGUAAUAUGCAGGUUGAGGUUAUUGACUCGGUGAAGGACUACGUCGAGUACCUGAGCAAGAUUUUCGACUUCAGCAUGAUUAAAGAGUUCCUUGCCGCGACACAGUUCAAGGUGCGCUUUGACGCGCUGCAUGGUGUCACGGGUCCUUAUGCGCGUGCGCUUUUCGUUGACUGCUUCGGUCUGCCCGACUCGGCUGUCCAGAACUCUGUGCCGUCGCCCGACUUUGGCGGUGGCCACCCCGACCCUAACUUGACGUACGCCAAGUCGCUUGUGGACGCCGUGAAGACCGAGGGUCUGGACUUUGGUGCGGCCAGUGAUGGCGAUGGUGACCGUAACAUGAUUUUGGGUAAGGGCGCUUUUGUGAACCCCAGCGACAGCGUGGCCAUUAUUGCCGACUGGGCGCAGACAGCCAUUCCCUACUUCCACGGCGGUAUCCGCGGUCUGGCACGCAGCAUGCCUACGAGUGGCGCCAUUGACCGGGUCGCCAAGGCGCGUGGAUAUGAGCUGUUCGAGGUACCCACGGGCUGGAAGUUCUUUGGCAACCUCAUGGACGCUGGUCGACUCUCGAUUUGUGGUGAGGAGAGCUUCGGUACUGGCUCCGACCAUAUCCGCGAGAAGGACGGUCUGUGGGCGGUGGUCGCAUGGCUCAGCAUCCUGGCUAGUGCUCACAAGAGCCAGCCCGGCACGUCGGUCGCCGAUGUGUUGCAGGCGCAUUACCAAAAGUACGGCCGUAACUUCUUUAGCCGCUACGACUACGAGGAGGUCGACAGCGCCGGCGCCAAGGCGAUGAUCGACCAGUUGCGCACCAAGCUGGGAGACGCUUCCUUCAAAGGCACGAAACUUGGUCCCUUUACUGUGGCCGAAUCGGGCGACUUCUCGUACACGGACCCGAUUGACGGUAGCGUGAGCAAGAACCAAGGUCUCUAUGUUAAAAUGGAGGACGGCUCGCGCCUCGUGUUCCGACUUAGUGGUACCGGCAGCGCUGGUGCGACUAUUCGCCUGUACGUCGAGAAGUACUCGUCAGACCCGAGCGAGUACGAUGCAGACGUUCAGCAGGCGCUAAAGCCGAUCAUUGACGUCGCGCUUGAGCUGAGUGCGCUGCAGCACCACACGGGCCGCUCUCAGCCUACAGUAAUCACGUAA